AAGCAUUGGACGGUGGUGGGCGGGAGCGGGGGCAACCAAGCAGGCAAGCGAAGCAAUCCAGUACACUCCACGGCACCGCCACGACAAGAGGUGGGCGAAGUGAGAGUGGGGGGACGGGGACGAGGACGGGGACGAGGGCGGCGAGGCGAGGCGACGCCGAGAGAUCCCAAGGACCCGGCGGAGAGAUGGGCAUUCGCAGAGCUCGCCGGUUUCUCCUACUCCUCGCCACGGUUGUCCUCCUCCUCCUCCACGCGCCGCCGCUGGUGUCGUGCGCCGACCUGUACGCGCUCAUCUACAAGGGCUGCGCCAACCAGACCUUCCCCGGCGGGGGCCUGCCCCCCACCAUCGCCGCCCUCUCCUCCGCGCUCUCCGCGAAGUCCACCUCCACUAAGUUCUACAAGACCUCCUCCUCGUCGGCGUCGGCGCCCUCCACCUCCGUCUUCGGCCUCUUCCAGUGCCGCGGGGACCUCUCAGGCUCCGACUGUGCCGCCUGCGUCUCCCGGGCCAUGUCCUCCUGGCCCGACGUCUGCGGCGCCUCCGUCGCCGCACGGGUCCAGCUCGCCGGCUGCCUCGCGCUGUACGAGGUGUCCGGGUUCCCCCAGGUCCCCGGCAUCCAGAUGCUCUUUAAGACCUGCGGCACGGGGGGCGGCGUCGGGGGUGACUUCGAGAUGCGCAGGGAUACCGCUUUCGCGCAGCUCGAGGGCGGCGUCGCCGCCAGCACCGGCGGGUUCGUCGCCACCAGCUACCAGGCCGUGUACGCCAUGGCGCAGUGCGAGGGCGACCUCUCCACAGGGGACUGCAGCCAGUGCGUCACACAGGCCGUGCAGCACGUCGAGGUCGAGUGCGGCGGCGCGCCCUCCGGACAGGUGUACCUCGACAAGUGCUACAUUAGCUACAGCUACUACCCACACGGCGUGCCCCAUGGCGGAGGCAUGGGAGGGCAGCAGACAGCAAAGACUGUAGCCAUCGUGCUCGGGGGAGCGGUAGGUCUGGGUUUCCUGGUCAUCUGCUUGCUUUUCGCCAGGAGCUUGGUCAAGAAGAAGGACGAUCACUGAUGGUAAAGCACUGAGCAUCUGGACAAAGGCGUCGGGGCAUGGUAUGCAUUUUGAUAGGGGUGUGGAUGUUUGUUUCUUCAAGGUGGUGAGUGGAAUACAGAGGGGAUUGUUUUUUGGCUCUUCUUCCUCUGGCUAUGUGAGGGUGCCAUCCCCCAUGAUGAGAGAGGAAAAGGGUUGGCGACCCGUUCAGGCAAGAAACUGUUCUGGGAGCUAUUUUGGCUUCACGAUUAAUUGGUAGAUGAUCUCUGGGUCUGGGCUGUCACCUGUGCCUCUCCUGCUUAGGGCUCUAGGAGUACAUUGAUUCUCUUGUAUUCUUUCCCCCAAAGGAAAAUACGUGUAGAUCUAGGCAGAACGCAUUUAGUCUUUUUAUUUUACGGUUUGCAGGAGCAGGUUGAGUGUCACUUGGUUUUGCUAUGGAGAAUUUUCCAUGUGUUCUAGAACCAGAUUUUACUCUAGGUUUGGUAAUAGCUGUUGAUACCACUGGUUAAUUUGUCUCUAGCCUUGCAGAUAUGGACAUUGCUGACCUUAAAACCAGUCAGCUGUGCCUUUUUGACUUACUAAAGCUUUCCGUCGUAUAUUUCUGAAUGUUUGAUUGAAAAAAGUUGCUGCCAUAGAAGCGUCUAACAAGGGCAUGUCAAAUUUGUGAUGUUGCGACAUGUCGCACUGUUAUUGGUAGAAAAAUGUCCUGACAUCAGAAUGAGAUAAGAGUUGAGUAGUU
Phragmites australis (common reed) is the source of this 1773-nucleotide messenger RNA. RefSeq names its product plasmodesmata-located protein 3-like. Gene Ontology annotation, cellular component: plasmodesma. The record is from RefSeq and is a predicted model, not a curated record. The transcript is spliced from 3 exons. NCBI's taxonomy places the organism in Eukaryota, Viridiplantae, Streptophyta, Magnoliopsida, Poales, Poaceae. Gene Ontology annotation, biological process: plasmodesmata-mediated intercellular transport; transport of virus in multicellular host. Bases 186 to 1055 code for a protein of 289 amino acids.